AUGGGAAAGAACAAAAAAGUUGAACAAAACAAAUUAAUAACUGUGGAAUACAAUGUUUCAAUGCAUUGUAACGCUUGUGAAAGAACUGUUGCAAAAGUCAUCAAUAAGUGUAAAGGAAUGGAAACGUUCAUUACUGACAUGAACAGACACGUGGUGAUUGUAACGGGUCGGAUUGAUUCGAAUAAAUUAUUGAAGAAACUAAAAAAGAAAACAGGAAAAAAAGUGGAGAUUUUGUCCAUCAAAGAUGAUGAGGAGACAAACGAUGAAUCUAAUGAUAUGCUUGUUAUAAUGCCACCAUUUUUGUAUGAAAAUGGUUGUUGCAUAAAAACCGAAGAUUUGAUGAUGUUCAACGAUGAAAAUCCAAAUGCAUGUGCAAUAAUGUAG
Molecule: messenger RNA, 384 nt
Organism: Trifolium pratense (red clover)
Lineage: Eukaryota; Viridiplantae; Streptophyta; Magnoliopsida; Fabales; Fabaceae
Product: heavy metal-associated isoprenylated plant protein 19
Exons: 2
Coding region: 1-384 (127 amino acids)
Molecular function (GO): metal ion binding
Source: RefSeq, a predicted model, not a curated record